AUGCUAGGAAAUAACAAGCCCUUUUAUCCCAGUCAGGAUGGCAAAGAUGAGGAGGAUGAGGAGGAGGAAGAGGAGCUGGCUGCAGAGAAGAGUGAGGAAGGAGUUAGUGACCUGGAGAACGGAGGACUGAGGGACGACGGGGACAUGCUGAGAGGACGCUCCUGGGACCUUAAAGGAGGAGAGGUGCCCAAACCGGCCGCCAUCGUGGUCGGGAGACAGAGAGCCGAGCGAGCUCAAAGGCCUGGUUACCAAGGCAACCGAGGUUACACAUCCAGUCAGUUCAAUCAUCUGCCAACCAAUAAGCAUCUCCCAAAUGUUUUCAACCAACACAACUCUGCGCUGACGGCUCUGCAGAAGAGGAGGGCCCUGAUGGAGCGCAGCAUGACCUCUGUGGCCCCCACCGAGGACGCCUACCCCACCAUGAUGGUGUUCCGGAUCGGCAUCCCAGACAUCAAACAAACAAGGUGUGUCCAGUUUGACCAGGACUGCACCGUGUGGAACGCCAAGCAGCAGAUCAUCUUCUCCCUGACGGAGUCUCUGUGGGACGUCUACAACUACGGCCUGUUCCAGCCGGCGGGGGAGGGGCGGGACGCACGCUUCCUGGAGGAGGAGCGCCCCCUCAGCCACUUCGCCCAGACUUUUGAGAAGGGGGUGCCGUAUCUGGAGUUUCGGUACAAAACCCGAGUGUAUAAACAGACCAAUCUGGAUGAAAAAGCUCUUUCCAAACUCUCCACAAAGGCAAGUCUGAAGAAAUUUCUUGAUUACAUUCAAACUGGAGCAGUUGAGAAACUUGCUAAAGUCCUUGAAAAAGGUCUUGACCCAAAUUUCCAUGAUCCUGACACUGGAGAGACGCCGCUGUGCGUGGCGAUGCAGGCGGGUCUGUCUGUGGAGGGGGUGAGGGUCCUGCUGCAGGGGGGGGCACACCUGGACUUCAGGAGCAGAGAGGGACUCACCCCAGUGCACAAGGCCGUCAGAGCUCACAAUCACUCUGGACUCCUGUCUCUGCUGUCUCUGGGCGCCUCUCCGGACUACAAGGACCGCUGUGGCUUGACCCCGCUGUACCACACUGUGCUGACAGGGGGCGACACCUCUUGCUGCGAAACCCUGCUUUACUACAGGGCAAAGCUGGGCACCAGGGAUGAGAAUGGAUGGGACGAAUCACACCAGCAAAGAGAUGAAGAGGAGUUUGGAAUGGAAGAAAUACAUAAGGCUUGUCAGAAUGGCUUUGCCCAGCACUUGGAGCAUCUGCUGUUUUAUGGGGCAGACACCACUUCUCAAAACGCCUCAGGGAACACGGCUCUCCACAUCUCGGCCCUCUACAAUAAGGAGAGCUGUGUGCGGGUCCUGCUGUACCGAGGAGCCGACCGGGAGGCCAAGAACAUGCACGGCCACACGCCUUUUCAGCUGGCAGUUAUGUCCGGACACUUUGAACUCGGGGAACUCAUCAAAAAUCAUAAGGAUACAGAUGUAGUGCUGUUUCUGGAGUCACCAAAGUAUGUUCCCAAACGCAGAGAGAGCUCGCACACCCUGUCUCUGCCCGGCCCACAGAACCACCCCCUCCUGCGAGCCAACAGUGAGAACACCAUGACACCGGCGGACCCUGCUCCCCCACAGAACAAGCCCAACAACCCCAACCCCGGCCAGGGCCAGCGCAGAGCCUCCGUGAGCAUGAGGAGCUCCAGCAGUCCCAGGACCAGACACAGGUCCCCGUCCCGAGGGAGAGGGGGGCAGAGCGACACCGAGGAGAGGCACAGGCAGCCACGCGGCCGGCAGGGGGCGCCUUCAGCGGGCAGCGGCGGAGGUCCGGUGAAGCGGAUGUACAGCGCCGUGCCGGGACGGGUGUAUGUGGCCACCAAACCCCACGUUGCCAACGGUGACAAGGAGCUGUCAAUCAGCAAAGGGGACAAAGUGAAAGUGCUGAGUGUGGGAGAAGGCGGCUUCUGGGAAGGCUCCGUGAAAGGUCGCACUGGUUGGUUUCCCUCCGACUGUGUGGAAGAAGUGGCAGCUCUGGGCAAAGACAAUCGAUCAGAGACUCGCAGCGAGAAAGCCAAGAGGAAGCUUUUCCGAAACGUCACUGUCGGAGCCUACGAUGGCACUGAUGGGCCCAGUGACUACAUCAUUAAGGAGAAGACAGUGCUGUUGCAGAAGAAAGACAAUGAGGGGUUUGGCUUUGUGCUGCGAGGGGCCAAGGCCCAGACUCCCAUAGAGGAGUUCACCCCCACACCGGCCUUCCCCGCGCUCCAGUACCUCGAGUCUGUCGAUGAGGGGGGCGUGGCCUGGAGGGCUGGCCUCAGGAUGGGGGAUUUCCUCAUUGAGGUGAACGGCCAGAAUGUGGUCAAGGUCGGUCACAGGCAGGUGGUCAACAUGAUCCGGCAGGGGGGCAACAGCCUGAUGGUGAAGGUCGUCAUGGUGACGCGGAACCCCGAGCUCGAAGACACCACCAGAAAGAAAGCACCACAGCAGAAGAGGCUGACUCCUCCUGCGAUCGCCCUGCGCUCCAAGUCCAUGACAUCAGAGCUGGAGGAGAUGGUGGAGAAAGGUGUGGAGAGGAUGUCUCUGUGUCCACUGGUGUUUCAUGUCCAUCUCAGUCUCAGUCCCAUCAGCACCAUCCCAUGUGUCACGUGA
Molecule: messenger RNA, 2625 nt
Organism: Knipowitschia caucasica
Lineage: Eukaryota; Metazoa; Chordata; Actinopteri; Gobiiformes; Gobiidae
Source: the annotation of a GenBank genome assembly